Messenger RNA from Parnassius apollo (apollo), 2004 nucleotides. The record is from the annotation of a GenBank genome assembly. Lineage: Eukaryota; Metazoa; Arthropoda; Insecta; Lepidoptera; Papilionidae.
AUGUCAAGAAAUAUAGAACGUUUGUACAGAGAAGGAAAAUGUCGAGACUGUAAAGUUCUUGUUACUCGAAUGGACUUUGCUAAAAUUCUUGGUAAAUUCACCAAAGUCAAAAUUCAAUACGAAAGUAAUACGUCACCUAAGGCGAAAAAGGCUGUGGAGUCUAACGCAUCUAAUUCAAAUUCUAGACUAAAAUGCAACGAAAAUGGAAUGGUUCUUGUACGUAGAAAUACUUAUAAGCAACACCCUGCAAAAGUGUUACAAACCCCAAAAGCUUUAAAAAUCCCAACAGAUGUACAAGCCACAAAAUCCUUACAAAUAACAAAAGCUAUGCAAACUCCAAAAACUGUACAUGCCCUAAAAGCUGCACAGACUGCAAAAACUAUACAGACCCCAAAAGUGGCACAAACCCCAAAAGCUUUACAGUCACCUAAAGCUGCACAGGCUUCAAAAGCUGAAACCCCAAAGGCUGCACAGACCCCUAAAGCAGCACAGACCCCUAAAGCAGCACAGACCCCUAAAGCAGCACAGACCCCUAAAGCAGCACAGACCCCUAAAGCAGCACAAACCCCUAAGGCAGCACAAAUCCCUAAAGCAGCACAGACCCCUAAAGCAGCACAUAACUCAAAAGCUGCACUCAUCCAAAAAGCUGUUCAAAAUUUAAAAAGUAUACAAAUCCCAAAAAAAACUAAGAGUAACAAGGAACUAACAGGAGAUGGGCUUGAGGUGAAGUUUAAUCAAACUGUGAAAGUGAAGAAUGACUUGCUUAAACAGACAAAUAACAUACUUAAAGAAAAUAAUUGUCUGAAAAAGGAUCAAUUAUUAGUAAAAGAAAUAAAUUAUGAUAAAGGUGAGAAAACAUUGAAUUCUAAUUUAAAACAGUACGGCAUUGUAUUCACAAUGCCUAACGUAACAAAUAAUAACAAUCAUGAAUUAAAAACUAAAAUAUCUUUAAUUGAUCUCUUGCCUAACAUAAAUAAGAGCAUUUUACCCUCUGAAGAAUGGUGUAUUGAUUAUUUUCCAAAAAAUGAAGAACCCAAAGAUGAUAAAGUUUAUGACCGCAUAGCAGCUGAAUUGGAAGACUUAAUGUACAAUGAAAAACCUAUUGAGAAACCAAAAUCUGAUGUGCUUGAAUCUAAGGUUGAAGAGUUUCCUUCAAUUAUGGACAUCCUAAAUGAUAAUACUUCAGAAAAUACUCCUAAAGAAAAUGAACUCAGUAGUUCAGAACAAUUCAAAGGUAAUUUAGAAUCAAGUGAUGUCGAAGCAAUGCUUCUUGGGAAGUCAAAAUUGGAAAAUAAAGAUGCUGAGCCAACACCCAUGGAAGUUGACAGUACAGAUGUAAGUAAGUUAAUUGAAGAUAUGGAUCAAUUAAAUAAUAUACCUGAGAGUAAAUCUAAAGUUUUAAACGAUGAAGCGCCCACAAAAUCUGAAGAAGCAAAUACUGCAGAAGAGGUGGAUAACCCACACAGCCCUUCCAUACUUGAUGAGGCGCUGCAGAAAGGAAUUGAAGAACACUUACCAAAUGAAAAUCUACAAAAGGAUGACAAGCCUGUGAAUAACAAUGUUGCUGAAUGUAAAGGUAAUGAAAACAAUGAGACUAUUUCCGAUAAUAAUGUAGAACAAGUUAAAACAGAUGUGAAUCAUACUGAAGAAGUUCCCGUAUCUAAAACUGAUCUAACUGAUAAUAGUAUCUCCAUUUUUAACUGUGUAAGUGUAACUCAUGUUAUAUUCAAAAAAAUGAUAAAUAAUAAAUGUUGUAAGUCUGUAAAAUGCCCAAAAAACUUAAAGUAUAGUAUUGAGUUAGAAGGAAAAUCAGUUGAGUUUAUAGGUGCACCGAAGUACAUUUCAAAUCUAGAAGAUUUACAAGUGUUAUUACAGAUCGUAAAUGAAAUAGUCUCACUUCCUGCUCCGGCACUUCAGUACACCGGCACGUCCGGUAGUUCGGCACCCUACUCCACCGCUAACUCCACCCGCGCCUGUCUCUUCCGCCGCUCCCUGUCUGAAUAG